AACAGACCCAAAACAUGAACUUUUCAACGGAGAAUUUUUCAAGGGAUCUGGAAGUGAAUUUCGCUGUGGGAGUGGAAAACUCCCCUAAGGGGCGCAAUGAAAACCUCGCAAGAGGGGAAAUCGCCAUGCUGGCCAUCAUAUUUCUGGUCACGGUUAUAGGAAAUAGUACCGUGUUGUUAGCUCUUUGGACCAGAAGGAGAUAUGCAGGAAGGAAGAAACUCUCCCGAAUGUACUUCUUCAUCCUCCAUCUCAGUAUAGCAGAUCUAAUAACUGCCUUUCUCACCGACCUCCCACAGCUAGCGUGGGACAUUACCUUCAGGUUCCAAGGGGGCUUUUUCAUGUGCAAAGUAGUGAAAUAUGGACAAACGCUAGGACCAUAUUUAAGCUCGUAUAUAUUGAUGGCUACAGCGGUGGACAGACACCAGGCCAUUUGCUAUCCCUUGACAUACUGCUCCUGGACGUCGAGAAGGUCCAAGGUCAUGGUCUACCUAGCUUGGAUGGCAGCGCUUCUGUUCUGCAUUCCACAGGUGAGCGUACAGCCUUCGAAUUAUUGA
Messenger RNA from Anoplophora glabripennis (Asian longhorned beetle), 554 nucleotides. RefSeq names its product cephalotocin receptor 1-like. Gene Ontology annotation, biological process: G protein-coupled receptor signaling pathway. Gene Ontology annotation, molecular function: vasopressin receptor activity; peptide binding. Gene Ontology annotation, cellular component: membrane. Bases 15 to 554 code for a protein of 179 amino acids. The record is from RefSeq and is a predicted model, not a curated record. NCBI's taxonomy places the organism in Eukaryota, Metazoa, Arthropoda, Insecta, Coleoptera, Cerambycidae. The transcript is spliced from 2 exons.